UGCUGCCUGUGUGAAUCAACAAGGAAGAGGGGUAAGACACAGAGUUUAUGUCAAAGAGCAAUCACGGUGCUUAAAAAAAAAAAAAAAAGAAAUUCUGGAGAAAACAUUGCAACAGAUGUGGAUAUUGUCCCACCGCAGGCUAUAGACAUGCACAUGAAGGAAAACUUGGGUAUUUUAAAGCUGUGGUGAGUCCUGCAUCUUUCUUGAGACCUCCACAGAGAUGCACCCGUUUGGCAGAGAGGAGGCGAGCUCGCUGGAGAAGCUGUUUGUGUUCUUCACACAGUGCUUGCAGCGGGGGGAGUGGGCUCUUGCCCAGGCAUGCGUGCCCCAGCUCUGGGAGUGGCACGGAGGGGGCACGGGGCAGGUGCAGGAGAUCCUGCAGGCUAUCGUAGCCUGCCCGUACCAGCUGAGAUGGGACACAGUUGGUAGCCCUCAUCGCCUUGCUUGGCUGUGGCUUCAGGUUCUAGAGAAGUGGUCUCAAGAGCAGAUCCCUGUAUUUGUCAAGAGUCAACUGGAGUUCAUGUUACUUCUGGAGGAGCUGCAAACUGAAGCUUCAGAAAAUGUGCUCAAGGAGUUCUAUCAAGCCUUCUUACACAGCCACAGCCCAAACAUUACUAAAGAAAAGAAAAGGGAACGGCAGAGCGCGCAGCUCAGUGCAGAGGCAGUGUCGUGCUUGUGGGACGUGUUGUCAGAGAAGCCCAGACUGGCCCAGGCGCUGACGGGGUACCUGCUGGCACACGACUGCGACAGCGACUCUCUGCACAAGCUGUUCAUUGACUUCCUGCAGGAGGCAGUGUGUGGGCUGCGGAGCGGCGCUGGCGACCGUGCAGUAGAGCAGGUGUACUCUGGGCUGUUGAUCCUGCACUGUAACCCCGAGCGGCCGGCCAGAGAGCUGAGGCAGCUGUGUGAGGCGCUCUUCGAGUCCAGCUGGGGUGAGACGGCCCCGCUCAGUGAAGAGAGGGUGCUGAGCUGCCUGCUGCGGCCACACGCUCACGCUCUGAUCAGCCUGUACAGCAGCGUCGCCAUGGAAAGGACAAAGGAAAAGCUGUUGGAAGGCAAGACACACGAGCAAGUGUCUGCAGAGCUGUCUGAAGCAGAGAAAGUGUUUCUGGCUUUAUUUUCUCACUGUGAUCGAACCUCAGCCUGGAAAACGAUUUACUUUGACUGCCUGAGCAGCGGCAAGCACUUCCUGGAGCAGGUCCUGGUUACAGCCCUGAGUUUGAUGAAAAGGGAAGAUGUUUCCAGUCUACACAGUCUCCUGAAUCAGGAGUUUAGGCCUCUUUCCAGGCUGCUGCUAUUGCUGGGUUGGACUCACUGCCAGAGUUUGGAAUCGGCAAAGACCUUCCUGCGCACUCUCCACGAGAACAGGGAGCUACACUGUGAUUUUGUAUUGAAAGAAUUUGGGGAUGGCCUCUCCACGCAGGUUAAAAUACUUGAAUGGUGCUCCGAAAACAACAGGAACAGCAUUCCCAGUCCAGAUCUGCUAAGGCACUUGCACAGUGUGGACUGCCACUCGGCUCUGUAUACCCUGCACUCACUCACCACCCUGCCUGCACUGGACGAGGAGAGGGUGCUCCAACUGCUGCAGGGGCUGCCAGCUACACACAGCAACGGUCAGCAGAUUCACAGAAACACUUUCAAAUGGGGGGCUUGGUCAAGGGUGUAACCCCACAGUAGCCUGAUGUGUACCCCUUUGUCUCAGAACCAUAUUCAGUCCUGUCAAUGUCAGUAUCUAAAACAAGAACCUCCUACACAUAGUGUACACAAACCUAUCAGUCACAUAGCAGUCACCUAAUGGAAAUUACCAUCAUUAUUUGUUCCCUAUAUAAGACGCACACAUUGUGGUAAGCUUGAACUUACUGAUCACUCCUUGAUAUUUCAGUGCUGCAUUUCCUCCCUGAUCCCCUGUUCUACUUCUAGAGGUCACAGGAAGGAACA
Molecule: messenger RNA, 1938 nt
Organism: Polyodon spathula (Mississippi paddlefish)
Lineage: Eukaryota; Metazoa; Chordata; Actinopteri; Acipenseriformes; Polyodontidae
Product: zinc finger FYVE domain-containing protein 26-like
Exons: 9
Coding region: 221-1666 (481 amino acids)
Biological process (GO): mitotic cytokinesis; double-strand break repair via homologous recombination; regulation of cytokinesis
Cellular component (GO): midbody; lysosomal membrane; centrosome
Molecular function (GO): phosphatidylinositol-3-phosphate binding
Source: RefSeq, a predicted model, not a curated record